AUGUAUGGAGGUUCUUUGGGAAGCCCUGUAAACGGAGGCGCCUUCAGCAGUGGCGGCAGCUUCUCUGGAGGCGGCAACCCAAGAGCUUCUGCAUUUGCGCGAGCGUUUGACGUGGAGGAGCAGGCGCCUGGUCCCAUCCGACAGGUUCGCGGUAGGCGUGACGGCCCAUACGAGCUCUUGGUCGAGGCUGAUGCCGACUACAAUGGCUUCCCGAGAUAUUCGCAGUACGACUGGGAUGAGCCAGAUUGGGAGCACGACCAGUUUGAGGGGCCCCAAACAGUGGGCUCUGCUAUCUUUGUGCGGAAUCUGCCGCCUGGGGUGGAGGGACAGCAACUGAAGCACCUCUUUGAAGAGGCCGGGCAGAUAGCCAACAUCCAGGUGGAUCAAGGGCCGCUGCCAACGGCGACCAUCGGCUAUGUGCGGCAGGGCGUUGCCUUCGACGCCGCGGAGAUGUUCCACGGCCGAUGGCUUUUGGGACAGGAGCUGAAGGCUGCCUUCACUCCAAAUGGCAGGUUCAUGCCAGAUUCAGACAGUCACAUGUGCUUUUAUCCCAUACGAGCUGACGUGAUUAUUGGCGUGCAGGAUGGGUGGGUGGACUGGGGACGCCCCGGAAAAGGAGCAGGAAAGGGGAAGAAAGGGCGUGUGAAAGGCGGCACCUACAGCCCAGGCAAGGGAAGCGCACCUGCAGGAGGCCUAAUCCUGCAGCUUUAUGCGCAGAAUAAAUCUGUGGGAGAAGUUGGCGAGCGUGUCUCCAUGCGUCUCACUAUUUGCGCACUCUGCCGGGAUUCUUACCAGCUCUCUGGGAAAGGUCCUGGCUUCGAAAAGGAGCAGGUCAGGCGCAUCGACCUGGAUGAUGUGGAGGUAUUCAUGUCGUUGCAGGAUGCAUUCGUGCUUGAACACCAUUCGCUGACUAACAAGGUUUACGAAGAGGUGACGCUCCUCGAUUGGAAGCAUAGCCUGGUUUGCCCGAGAGAGCUUCUGGAAAAGCCAGGGGGCCGACGCGAGCAAGUCGUGAGUAUCGUGAAACAGGACCACCGGUACUACCGCGACUUGUACAUAUUGCUCGCACGAGAGGGCGACCGCGAGGCUGGCUACAUCAUGUACCAAGUGCACAAGGGGAAGAGGAAGGAUGCUGCUCCGUCGGCAUAUGUUGAGGUCAAGCAGAUUUUUGUUGAAAUGGAGCUACGGAAGCGUGGAUUGGGCAAACUCUUGGUGGAUGGUAUGAUGCAGGCAGUUGAAGGACAAGCAUGCCAAAAAAUUCGUCUCAGUGUGCUGGAUUUGAAUGAUGAGGCUACUAAUUGGUAUCGCAAACAAGGCUUUGUGAUGAUUGGUCUCGUUUGGGAGUAUAUUGGUCCGAAAGAAAAGUCACUGCUGGUUGCCUACCAGGCCUUGUGA
This is a messenger RNA of Symbiodinium natans, 1395 nucleotides long. The record is from the annotation of a GenBank genome assembly. Lineage: Eukaryota; Dinophyceae; Suessiales; Symbiodiniaceae.